CCUAAGUGACGCUACUUACUAGGUUUUUCAAUCAGCUGAUUCUGCGAAGAGUAAGCAACAGAAAUAUCAACGACAAGAGAUAUUUUAUGUUAUUCUCAAAGGAGCCUGUCGGCAUGUAUUGUCUUGAAGUAAUUAGUGACACACAGUCCUGCAUUCGAAUGAGCUUGGCUCCUCACCCCCCUCCUUGGCAGAUGCGAUUUCUCGCCCACGCCGUGCCACCGCUGUACUGCAGUAGACUCCCGCCAUGGACAAGAUUCUGGAGGCCCUGGUGAGCUCCUCUCACUCGGUGCCGGUGAAGAAGGCCAUCGUGAAGAAGGUGGUGGAGGCGGCGGAGAAGGAGGUGACCGAGGAGCAGUGCCAGGCGCUCUACAGCCUCACGGCCCGACUCAUCCUCCUGGGCGAGGACGCCUUCCAGCGGCAGGUGGGCUACCAGGUGCUGGAGGCGUACGCCCGCUACCACCGCUCCGAGUUUGAGCGUUUCUGCAGCAAGGAGUUCAUCGCGGGCUUGCUGCAGCAGGGCUAUGGCCCCCUGGACAGGAAGGACCCGGCCGUCAUCGACUACGUCCACAGCUGCCUGCGCCUGCUCAUCAGCUGUCCCUCGGUGCUGGAGAUCUUCGGGGUGAUCCAGGCGGAGGUGCUGCGGAUGGUGUGCGAGCGGCCGGAGCCGGCCCUGUGCGCCCGGCUCAGCACCAUGCUGCUGGACUUCGUGCAGUGCGUCCCCAGGGACAAGUCGGCUGCCCUCUUCUGCCAGCAGCUGGUGCGGACUAUCGGCUACUUCCAGUGCACCGCCAGCCGGGAGCAGGAGCUGCGCGAGUACGUCUCUCAGGUGACCAAAGUCGGCGCCCUGCUCCAGAACAUCUGGAAGGCCGAGCCGGCCACGCUGCUGCCCUCCCUGCAGGAGGUCUUCGCCAUCAUUUCUUCCACAGACCCUUCAUUUGAUCCUUCCAUUGCACUGGCAAGCCUGGUUCAGCACAUACCAUUGCAGAUGAUCACGGUCCUCAUCAAGAGCCUCACCACAGACCAGAAUGUGAAAGACGCCUGCAUGACACAGGCACUGUGCAGGAUGAUCGACUGGCUCUCAUGGCCUCUGGCGCAGUAUGUGGAUACGUGGGUGAUCGCACUGCUGAAGGGACUCGCAGCCGUGCAGAAGUUCACCAUCCUCAUUGACGUCACCCUUCUCAAAAUUGAGCUGGUGUUUAACCGUUUGUGGUACCCCAUCGUGAGGCAGGGGGCACUCGCUGUCCUCUCUCACAUGCUGCUCAGCUUCCAGCACUCCCCAGAGGCCUUCCACCUGGUUGUGCCGCACAUCGUGCCCCUGGUCCAAACGCUGAAAAGUGACGGGCUCCCUACAAGCAAAGCUUUCCUGCUGCAGUUCACUGACCUCAUUCACUGCAUGAUGUACCAAUACUCCGGCUUCCCAGACCUCUACGACAACAUCCUCGAAGCCAUUAAAGAGCUGCCUAAACCCAGCGAGGAGAAGAUCAAAUUGAUUUUGAACCAAAGUGCCUGGACCUCGCAGUCUAAUUCCCUGGCCUCCGGGUUGCUGAGGAUCACUGGGAAAUCGGAGACGGGCAAAACAGGCUUGAUUAACCUGGGGAACACCUGUUACAUGAACAGCAUCAUCCAGACUCUCUUCAUGGCCACAGAUUUCAGGCGAUCCGUUUUGUCCUUGAAUCUAAACGGCUCCCAUGCUCUGAUGAAGAAACUUCAGCUCCUCUUUGCCUUCCUAGCGCACACUCAGAGAGCAGCUUACGCCCCGAGGAAUUUCCUGGAGGCCUCGAGGCCGCCGUGGUUCAGCGCUGGAUCACAGCAGGACUGCUCCGAGUAUCUGCGCUUCCUGUUGGACAGAUUGCACGAAGAGGAGAAAACCAUCCACGCCUUGAAGCUGGUGAAGCCUCCUACAGCCCCCGCCGAGGCCAGCGCUAACAGCAACGGGGCGGUCCAGAGCUCUGUAGACACGCAUCGCCUCGCGGAGGAUCCCCCGCAGAGCGAGCGAGGCCGGAAAACGCUCAUCGAGAAGAUGUUCGGGGGCCGGCUGUCCACGGGCAUCCGCUGCAUGCAGUGCGCCAGCGUCUCCGAGAAAGAGGAGCCCUUCACCGACCUCUCCCUGGCCUUCUGCCCCUCGGCCACGCAGGGCGGCUCCCCCUCGGCCGAGGGCGGCGCCGACGUGGGGAAGGGCCCCGCCGCCGCCCGCCAGGGGCCCGUCAGCGGGGGCAGCGAGAGCCCCGACGGCCUGGCCAAGGAGAAGCAGGCGGGGUUGAACGGGGGCACGCCCCCCGCCGAAAGGCCGGCCCCCGACCCGCCGCUCACCCUGCCGGACCUGAUCAACUACUUCCUGGCCCCGGAGAUCCUGGACGAGGACAACAAGUACUACUGCGAGCACUGCGCCUCCCUGCAGCGCGCCGAGAAGGCCAUGCGCGUGGUGGAGGCCCCCGAAUACCUCAUCCUCACGCUGCUGCGCUUCUCCUACGACGCCAAGUUCCACGUGCGGCGCAAGAUCCUGGACAACGUGUCCAUCCCGCUCGUCAUGCAGCUGCCCGUGCACCGCCGGGCCGCCCCGUCCCAGGACGGCAGCCGCACCUCCUCCCCCCUGCAGGUGGACUCCCCCGACAGUGGCGAGAACCUGGCCAAAAAACUCAAGCCCUCCGGGAGGGAGGAGGCGGCGGGGACGGGCGGGAGCAGGGCAGGGAGCGAGGAGGCCCCGCCCCCGGCGCGGCCCGUGACCUACGUGCUGAGCUCGGUGGUGAUGCACUCGGGCAUGUCCUCCGAAAGCGGCCACUACUACUGCUACGGCAGGAACGUGAGCGGCGCCGACGGGGGCCCCCUGCCCGAACCCUGCCCCAGAGGGGAGGAGGAGGCCCCGGACGGCGGCAGCGCCACCGCCUCUCCCGCCGGCCUGGCGGACUCAGACCCACCGGCCUGCACCGCGCUCGCCAGGCAGGGGGCAGACAGCCUGGGCCAGCCGACCAGAGACUGGUUCCUCUUCAACGACAGCAGGGUGACGUUCACCUCCUUCCCGUCGGUGCAGAACGUCACCAGCAGGUUCCCGAAGGACACGGCCUACGUUCUGAUUUACAGGAAGCAGGAGCUCAGGCACAGCCAGGCGGGCGGCAGCCCCAAGGGGCGGAGACUGAGCGUAGAGCCGCCGCUGCAGAAGGAGCUCAUGGACGCCAUCACUAAGGACAAUAAGCUGUUCCUACAGGAACAGGAACUGAACGCCCGCACCCGAGCUCUGCAGGCCGCCUCGGCCUCCUGCUCCUUCCGACCCAACGGUUUCGACGACAACGACCCCCCCGGCAGCUGCGGGCCGUCCGGCGGGGGCGGGGGCGGAGGGGGCUUCAGCACGGUCAGCCGCCUGGUCUUCUGAAGCUGCCGGAGCGCAGCCAGAGCACUGGACACAACACUGGUCAACCGCAGGCCCUCGGUCCACGCCGCUGGUGAAGGGACACUGAGAAACACGCUACCUCUUGCCAUGCCAAGUGGUAGAUCUUCAAACCCGCUGUUCCAUUUUGCAUGCACUUACUGAGUUGUACUAAAACUGAGUUUGGCUUUUGUUUUUCUUUUCUUUUUUCCCCAAGACAAAAAAUUUGGCAUUUUUUUUUUCCUGCAAGUAUUUCUACUCAUCGCCCACUGGACGGUAAUAAGACACUCAAAGCAUAUCUAAUGCAAUAAUUUUAU
Megalops cyprinoides (Indo-Pacific tarpon) is the source of this 3678-nucleotide messenger RNA. RefSeq names its product ubiquitin specific peptidase 38 (gene usp38). Bases 245 to 3367 code for a protein of 1040 amino acids. Gene Ontology annotation, molecular function: cysteine-type deubiquitinase activity; cysteine-type endopeptidase activity. The transcript has 11 exons. The record is from RefSeq and is a predicted model, not a curated record. Gene Ontology annotation, cellular component: cytosol; nucleus. Gene Ontology annotation, biological process: ubiquitin-dependent protein catabolic process; protein deubiquitination. NCBI's taxonomy places the organism in Eukaryota, Metazoa, Chordata, Actinopteri, Elopiformes, Megalopidae.